Molecule: messenger RNA, 868 nt
Organism: Cynara cardunculus var. scolymus (artichoke)
Lineage: Eukaryota; Viridiplantae; Streptophyta; Magnoliopsida; Asterales; Asteraceae
Product: protein TsetseEP-like
Exons: 2
Coding region: 94-600 (168 amino acids)
Source: RefSeq, a predicted model, not a curated record
CCCUCUCAAUUCUCAAUUCUCAAAUCUCCAUCAUCACCAUCCUCCUCCUCCACCUUUAAUCUGCUGCUUCUCUACAUUUGUUUCUUGAAUCCAAUGGCUACUGCUCAGGUUGUAUCGGCAACAACCGCAUUACAUGAUGAGAAAAUUGAGGAGCAACCGAUCAAGAAACCUCAAGAGGAGAUCAAGAACACAGACAAUCAAGAACCAGUAGUAGUACCUGAACCACAACCACAAGUGGAACAUCUCCCUGAAGAGGCUGCACCCGAACCAGAACUCGCAGCUCCUGGACCUGAACCAGAAACCAAACCUGAACCCACAUCUGAACCAGAAGCAGAAGCAGAAGCAGAACCCAAACCCGAAGUCCUUGCAGUUGAGGUUGAGACCAUAGUGGUGGUCAAAGAAGAAGAAGAAGAAGCUAAGGUUAGCCCUGUGGAUCAGGCAGCAAAGGUGGCACCCGAGCCAUGUGUGGAGGAAGUGGCUAAAGAAACCAUCGAACCAGAAACUAAACCAGUGGAAGAAACCGAGCCAACUGAGGUUGGAAAAGCCGAACCAGAAGAGAAAGAUGAUAAGAAAGAAGAAGGUGUUGCAACUGAGGAGUAGAUCUUGAAUCAUAUAUUUGGGAACUGUUUCUUGUUGUUUAAGUUUUCAUUACGUUUUUCUGAAAGUAUUUCCACCGGGGACUGAAUCAGUGUGUAAUCAAAUGUCAGCCUUGGCCACGUGGCAAGCAUGGGUUGGGUAGAAGCUAGGGUUUUAUGGAAUGGAACAUGCUGCAGGUUGGCUAAGGUUUUGCUGGUAAUAAAAGAUUUGGUUAACAUGGUGGGGUUAGUUUUAUCUAAUCAUGAAGAAUAAAGGUUAAUUGCAUGUUGAU